Molecule: messenger RNA, 857 nt
Organism: Linum tenue
Lineage: Eukaryota; Viridiplantae; Streptophyta; Magnoliopsida; Malpighiales; Linaceae
Source: the annotation of a GenBank genome assembly
GUUUCUUAUCUGGAAAUUUUAAGCCAUAAAAAAAGAGAACCAAACCUUCAAAAAAAAAAAAAACCUUGUCGUUGUUUCCUUCCUCUCCCAAUCCGCCAUGGCUGCUGCAUUCUCUGCAACAUUAUCAAGAACCCACGUCGUCCCUUUUCUCUCCCCAUUCCCGCCAAUUCCCCAAACGAGGACGAGUCCUCGUCUCCUCCCAUUGUUGCGGCAGCCGAUUAUCAGGGCUGUAAACUCAGCUGAACCAGCGAAAGAGAAAGCUGCAACGAAGGCAAAAGCUGAGGAUCAGCCCUCUCCUGCCAAAACUCUCACGCCGAAGAAGAAGCCAGUUUACUCAAUGAAGAAAGGGCAGAUUGUGAGAGUGGAUAAAGAGAAGUACCUCAGUAGCAUCAAUUAUUUAUCAGUAGGCCAUCCUCCAUACUACAAGGGCUUGGACUACAUCUAUGAAGAUCGCGGCGAGGUGCUGGAUCUAAGGAUCUUCGAGACAGGAGAGUAUGCACUUGUUGCAUGGGUUGGAGUUCCAACUGCACCAGCUUGGCUCCCAACUGAUAUGCUCAUCCAGUCUGAGAAACUCGAUUAUGAAAGACUGUAAAUAUGCUUCUCUUACCAUAAAGAUAUGCCAUCAAGAAUCAAAGGAGAAGGUCUUCUGAAGACCUUGUGUAAUGUAUAGUGACUUUUUUGGCUUCUGACUUUGUAAAAGUAUAUGAUUCAGCACAUUCACAAAGGUAAGUGUCAAAUCAUUUUCCUCUCAUCAUUAUAUCUUUGCCGUAUCAAAGAAAAGGUCAAAGAAGCGGCUUGGCGGCGGAAGUGAGUUAGAGUUUUUUUUUUUUUUUUUUUACAAGGGCUGUGAGUUAGAG